This is a messenger RNA of Stylonychia lemnae, 1140 nucleotides long. NCBI's taxonomy places the organism in Eukaryota, Ciliophora, Spirotrichea, Sporadotrichida, Oxytrichidae. The record is from the annotation of a GenBank genome assembly.
AUGCAAUCGUCUGAAGAUAAAAAAUAAGACGAUUCGCUUAAAAGGAAAAAUAGUUUAAGUCCACCCAAAUUAGAAUCAUAUCUGAAUAACUCAAUUAACUUGAAGAAAAUGAUGAGAUUUAGAAACAGAAUUUUAAUUGAUCAUCAAGUGAGAACUAGAAAUAAGAGCAAUAUAGAUUAGCCAAAAUUUAAUACUUUUGCUAAUGACUUGCUAGAUCAGAAAAAAUUGUAAGUACUAGAUAAUUAGGCCAUCAAUAUCGAAAAUAGUAAAAUUGAAUAACUUAAUAAAACUUUCUAGUCUAGCAGGAGACAAAGAAAAUCUCCAAUAUCUGUGCAAAGAUAAAUUAUUAGAUAAAACCCAAAGAAUUCAGUUUUAAUCUUGACGGAAAGCUAAAAUAAGAAUAGAAACUUGCUUGAUUUUAGAACUAAUCAUUUGGAAUCUGAAGAUAGCAAAAAUCAAGAACUUUAAAUUAUUAAUUAAUUGACAAGUCAUUACAACAAUUUUAAUGCCACAACUGAUUUUACAGACUUUCCUAAAACACAGAAGGUGUCCAAUAUCAGUGGGAGAUUCAAAAGAAAUAAGUCUGUUAACAAAAGUAGUAAAAAUGAUAAUUGGAGAAAUAUGUUACUAUAGGAUUUAAAUAACUCAAGGGAAUCCCUGAAUCAAUCAAAUCUAUCUCAUUCCUUAGCACAAAGUAAAAUUGUUGUAGAUAAUCAAAAGAAUAAUCUCAAAAUAAUAAGAUUACUAAGCAACCUAAAUAAGGCGAACAAGAGCAAAUCAAAAGACCAAUUUAGUUAGCACCUAAGCGAGACCAAAAGCCUUGGAUUUAGAAGAUAGAAAAUGAUAAAAUUGGAGAAACCUAAGAUUAUUUAUGAUAAAAAGAAGUUUGAAGAUUUAAUGACAUUCAACUGUAAAAAGUAGAUAAGUGAUCUAGAGUAACAGAUUCAAAAGUUAAGGAAAAUGGGCCAAACUGUCAAAGAACAGACAAUUUAAAUAUUUUCACUAUCCUUGAAGAAAAAGUACUAACUUGAUAAAUUAAACACAAAGGAUAUGCCUGAAAGUAUAAAUCUGACAGAUGAACCUUAGUUAUCAUCAAAGAAAAAUGUCUCCUUCUAUCUUCCAAAGAUAGACACAAGUUGA